Molecule: messenger RNA, 1079 nt
Organism: Tribolium madens (black flour beetle)
Lineage: Eukaryota; Metazoa; Arthropoda; Insecta; Coleoptera; Tenebrionidae
Product: inositol monophosphatase 1-like
Exons: 5
Coding region: 160-1020 (286 amino acids)
Biological process (GO): inositol metabolic process; signal transduction; phosphatidylinositol phosphate biosynthetic process
Molecular function (GO): inositol monophosphate 1-phosphatase activity
Source: RefSeq, a predicted model, not a curated record
UGUAUGCAUGCUAAUUUUUUCUCGUGAUGUUUAUGAGCCUAGUGGUAUUUCCAUUGAGCUUAAACCGGGGAAAAGAUUAGAAAAAAAUUGAAAGUCAAUUAGUGAUUCAAGGACUUGUUUAUAUUUCUACUUCAGUGUUCAGUGUUCGAGUGAACCAAGAUGAGUGAACAAAUCCAAAUUUAUUUCGAUUUCGUUUUACCUCUGGUCAAAAAGGCUGGAAAAGUGAUCCUGGAAGCUAAAAAUAUUGAAAUUGAAACGAAAGAUGAAAUCUACGAUUUGGUGACGAUUUACGACCGAAAAGUCGAAGACGUACUCAUCAAAGAAAUUAAGUCAAAAUACCCCAACCACAAGUUUAUUGGGGAGGAAGAGUCAUCAGCAAAGAGCGAAAUUUCCCAAUUGACAAAUGACCCAACUUGGAUUAUAGACCCCAUCGAUGGGACGGCCAAUUUCGUCCGGAAUUUUCCCAUCACGUGUAUUUCGAUAGGACUGACAAUUAACCAAGAACCAGUCUUGGGGGUAAUAUACAACCCCUUCAUGGAUGAACUCUACACUGCCAUGAAGGGACAAGGGGCCUACUUGAAUGGAAAACGCAUUUUUACGAGUCGACAAACAGAUAUCCAAAAAUCAGUUCUUAAUUACGAACUGUCUCUGGCUCGGUCUGAAAAACACCGCGAGUUGUAUCUCUACCGACUGACCCAUUUAAUCGCAGUGAUUCAGGGAAUUCGUUCAAUGGGUUCGGCCGCUUUGGGCUUAUGUUAUGUGGCUCGAGGCUCCAUGGACGCCUACCAAUGUGAUGGGUUAUACCCAUGGGACGUCGCCGCCGGAGUUCUAAUAGUCAAAGAGGCUGGUGGAGCUGUUGGCGACUCCACUUUGGGUAAAGAAUUCGACAUAAUGAAACCCAAUUUCAUAGCAACGGCCUCCAAGACCCUCUUGGAUCAGUUCCUCCAAGUCGAAAAACGCGCAGAUGACGAAAGAUUGGCUGCACUACUAGUUAAGAAGGCCAAUGUUGGAUGCAAAUAGAUUUUUUUUUAUUAAUUGUAAUUAAAAUAUGCAAUAAACUUAAGGAAAUUGGUUCGGCA